Rotaria sordida is the source of this 1233-nucleotide messenger RNA. Lineage: Eukaryota; Metazoa; Rotifera; Eurotatoria; Philodinida; Philodinidae. The record is from the annotation of a GenBank genome assembly.
AUGCAAUAUGUACCAUUAAGAUCGACAUAUAAAGUAGGUACUCGGCAAAGUGAAUUAGCUCUUAUUCAAACGGAAAGUGUCAUUGCUCAACUUAAUAAAUUUUAUCCAAAUAUUAAAUAUGAAAUAAUUAAAAUAAAAACAAUUGGUGAUAAAAAUCUUGCAACACCAUUAGCUAAUAUUGGUGAUAAAGGUUUAUUUACCAAAGAACUUGAAAUUGAACUUGAUCAAAAAAAUAUUGAUUUUGUUGUUCAUUCACUUAAAGAUGUACCAUCAACAACUUUACCACCAAAUAUGAUUAUUGGUGCUAUACUUGAACGUGUUGAUCCACGUGAUGCUGUUAUUAUAGCGCCAUGGCGUCAUGAAAAAUCUUUAAAUGAAUUACCACCCGGUAGUGUUAUUGGAACAAGUUCAACGCGUCGUAUUGCACAAUUGAAAUUAAAUUAUCCACAAUUUAAAUAUAAAAAUAUUCGUGGAAAUAUGAAUACACGUUGGGAAAAAUUGAGCAAUAAAGAACUUGGUUAUGAUGCUAUGAUUGCAGCUGUUGCUGGUUUUCAACGAUUGAAUUGGACAGAUCGUAUUAGUGAAAUAAUUGAAUCAGAUUGUGUUCUUUAUGCUAUUGGACAAGGUGCACUUGGUAUCGAAUGUCGACAUGAUGAUAAUGAUAUAAUUCGAAUGUUAUCAGUACUCAAUCAUGAACCAACAGCUAUUUGUUGUAUUGCUGAACGAGCCUUUUUAAAAAGAAUUGAAGGUGGUUGUAGUAUCCCAAAUGCUGUUCGUACAGAAUACAAUGGCAAUGGUUUAAAGAUUAAUGGUAUGCUACUCAAUCUUGAUGGAUCUCGUUAUGUUAAAGACUACAUUGAAAAUUCAAAUUUAACUAUAUCAAUGACAACACCAAUUCCAAGUUUUCUUGUUUCACAAACAGAUGAUGAUAAUGAUUUAUUAUUAACUGAUGAUAAUAUACAAUCUUAUCCAAUAAAUUUAAAACGUAAACGUACGGAUUCAAGUAGUGAUGUUGUUCUCGAUCCAGAUUCUACAACGACUUCUUCAACAAUAGAAAAUGUUUCUUUACUUCGUCAUUAUGCACAUGUAUGUUGUAUCAAUACACAUGAAACAAUAUUAGAAAAUGCGGAAUUAUGUGGCACAAAUCUAGCAGUUAAAUUAAUGCAAAUGGGUGCUGAUAGUAUAUUAGAAGAAAUUCGUCAUAAUGUUACUAUCACUCCUAUUCAACAAUAG